GCGCCAAAACAUUAGUGAGGACCCGCGAGUUUGUACGCACGUCGCGACGAUUGCACUUUCGCAGCGCUGUUGUAACGAACGAUAAAAGUUUAAGUGUGUUGGCACGAACCUUUCGACGUGACGAUAAAAACGACGUUUGUCUGUAACGGUAUUCUAUUUUUCUAAUCCAGUUUUCAAUUAUUUCAUUUCAACAGGAUCGCCACGACUGCUGCACCAACCAUCGAAAUGAGCGAUUUAAAUCCAAAUUUGUCUUGGGUAGCGGCCUACUUUCCAAAAUCUGAUGAAUAUGGCGUAUUACCUAUGAACUGGUUAUUUGAAAAAAAAGGUAAUGGAAAUGGAUUGUACUGUCUAUGGCCUCCUGGUAAACACAUUACUAGCGAAGUUGCAAUAAGAGCUGACCCUCCAAAUUCAUCUUGGUUAACAUUUCAAGUAAAAAUAAUUAUCAAUAGACCAUUUGAUGAUUAUGUUCAAGCUUGGCACCGUCUAGUAAUAUUAGCUGAAACUCCUUUAAUAGAUAUUCCACUGAUUACACCGAAAAAUGUUAAAAAGCACAACUCAUCAAAACCUAGGAAUGUUAAUAUGCUGACUGAUGCAUGUUCUUCAAGUCAGUUAUUAGAGAAUAUUAAUCUGCCUAAUGAUGGGAUAACAACUGGCCAAGAGACGAUAAUGAAGAAUACACCCAAGUCAACUGACAUUCAGAAUGAUGAUUCCACUCAUUUAAAUAACUUGGAAAUAAAACAUUUAUUAUAUGGAAUUUUCAAUGGUGGAGUAAAUAUAAAAUUCAUGUUAAGCCAAGUAUUGUCAAAAUUGGAAAAUUUGCAAAAACUUUUUGCUAAAAUGGAGCUACCACCAACCAAAACUCUAGAUGCACAGUUUUUAGAAAAGUUUCCUAUAAACAGUUCAGAUGCAUUAAAACAUAUAGAAGAAUGUAUAAUAAGUGACGAAUUUGAUUUUGGAUAUAAACUAGAAAUUUAUAUUAAAACAAUUGGUGGCCGUUCCUUUAAACAUCAUGUAGGACGUGCUUUGUCAAGAUUUAUCACUGAUGAAUAUGCAACAAAGUGUACAUGGACUGGUAGAGGAAAGGGAAAGAUGACUAAAAUUUGUGAUACAUAUUUGAUUAACAUUUUAAAAAGAGUCUUACAAGAAUGUUACGCUCCACAAAUAAAUACAGAUUAUGAGUAUGAGAAAAUUGUAGUUGGGUGGCUUAGAUGUCGUGUUAUUAGAUACAAUAAAUCAAAGUAGUCGCAGAAGUUCAUUACAUAAACCAAUGAUAUCAUAUUCAAGAUUUUAGUUCAGAAUAUUUUUUGAUACUUAUACAGCUCCGUUUUGAAUUAAUUAAAGUUAGCAGAUGUUUAUCAAUACAUUUUAUUGUAAACAUACAUCCAGAGUAUUACAUAUUAUAAUGAUG
This is a messenger RNA of Acyrthosiphon pisum (pea aphid), 1408 nucleotides long. RefSeq lists its product as uncharacterized. Lineage: Eukaryota; Metazoa; Arthropoda; Insecta; Hemiptera; Aphididae. The transcript has 8 exons. Bases 226 to 1242 code for a protein of 338 amino acids. The record is from RefSeq and is a predicted model, not a curated record.